UUUUUCAGACAGAGGGAGAGAGAGGAUGACCAACACCCUCAACAGGGCCUCAUGCCACAGCACCCCCAUAUCUCCAACAUUUCAUCCAUCCAGGAUGAAGGGAGUGCAUGUAUACAAACUUAUUUAUAGGUCGACUGGAAGUGAUCCUCUGUCUUCCAUAUGGCUUCUUCCAACAUUGCAGCUGGGCCAAAGGCAGUUCUUAAUACCAUAUCAGCAGGGGCUAAAGAAGAAAAUAUGUGGAGUGGGCUGCUACCUCCUGGCCUAAAUGAAAGUGAUGUUGAGUCAACUUCCGAAGAUGAAGCAAUGUCAGAGAACUCUGUACUUAACGUACAGGAAGAUAAAGAGGAUGGGACCUUCAGCAAAACAGAAGUCUCAGAUCUCCCACCAGAUGGAUCAAAAACUGAAGCUGAGGCAAACGCAAAUGCAUAUGAAGUGUGUCCUUCUGGAAUUCCUUUAAAUAUGUGGAAUAAAUUUCAAGAACUGCAUAAAAAACACACUGAACAGAAAACCUCAAUCUCAAGAUUCAGAGGGAAAAAAAGAAAACGCUCCAGAAAAGAUAAAUUGAAGAAUGGAAAAGAAUCUCAGAGUGAAAAGUCCUCAAAUGAAACCCACUGGAAGGAGCUUACUCAGUAUUUUGGAGUCAAUGAUAGAUUUGAACCCCCUGUUAAAAAGAAAAAAGUUGAAAAGUCAGGCCUUGAAAAGAGGAUAGACCAAGCUGUGGAUGAAUGGAAUAUUGAGAAGGCUGCAGAGCUCAGCAACCAGCUAGCUACUCGAGAGCUUGGUGUAAAAAUUGCCAAAGCAGUUGCCUGCCACAACUUCGUAAAAGCCAAAAAGGAAGCUGAAAAUUCACAGGCUGCUCGAAAAAAGAAGAAACUCGCAUGGGGGUUUGAAGCGAAGAAGAGAUGGGAAACCAAAAGCAACAUGGGAUACAUGUAACUUACCGGUUCUUCAAGACAGUUGGAGACUCACGUGCUCAGUUUACCAGAAAGCCAUUCUUGCUUAUGUUAAAAACGUCAGGAAAGUGAUAGAGAAAAAAUAAGCAUAAAAUUUGGGAGCUGAUAAUCAACUCUUUUCAAUCUUUUUCUAAGUUCAUCCUUUGAAGGGGAGGCAUUCAGUUACUUUUGUAAGGAAUCUAUGCAUUACGUACAGAAAAGAGGAUGGUGUUUUAUUUUAUUUUCGUAGACAUGCAGUAUAAAUUCAGUUUUGCUUUUUUUCAUCCCUUUGGCAACCAUGAGCUCCUUGUCUUUCCUUAUCUGUACACUGUGUGUCUGUGCUUAUUCUGGAGUUGUGUUUUUAAAAUUGGCAUUCGUUUAUAAUGGAUUAGUCAUAAGUGUAAAAAAAAGUCUCAGUUGAUACCAUCUCUUUACAAAUGCUUUAUUUGCUUGAAUGUAAUAAAAGUAAUUAUUGAUUCUGUACUAGAAACAACAGUUGAUAUGUCAUAGUCACAUAGUAAAAGCAAUUGAUUAAUUUUUGUGUACCUUCAUAUAAGUUAUGACAAUAAAAGAAGGAAAGAAUGUAGUA
This is a messenger RNA of Tupaia belangeri chinensis (Chinese tree shrew), 1521 nucleotides long. RefSeq names its product family with sequence similarity 204 member A (gene FAM204A). NCBI's taxonomy places the organism in Eukaryota, Metazoa, Chordata, Mammalia, Scandentia, Tupaiidae. The transcript has 8 exons. The record is from RefSeq and is a predicted model, not a curated record. The coding region runs from base 160 to 936 and encodes 258 amino acids.